Galeopterus variegatus (Sunda flying lemur) is the source of this 1692-nucleotide messenger RNA. RefSeq names its product dynein heavy chain domain-containing protein 1-like. The transcript is spliced from 7 exons. The record is from RefSeq and is a predicted model, not a curated record. NCBI's taxonomy places the organism in Eukaryota, Metazoa, Chordata, Mammalia, Dermoptera, Cynocephalidae. Bases 1 to 1692 code for a protein of 563 amino acids.
AUGGAAAAUUCAGGCCCCGCCCACAUUCGACCCUGGCCCCUCCUCUUUCUGGCUCUUGUCUGUAUUCCCGGCUAUGUCUCGGGCUUCCCGGGGUCCGGUAACCGUUCUAACAGCUGGGAACGGAUGGAGCUGCAGAACUUGAGGGUCUUCUCCUACCCCUCUUCUGGCCUGGCCCAUGCAGGUGAGGCCCAGCAUCCAGGAGCCUGGAACUGGCAAUUGGAGCCUGAGUUGUGGGCAAGGUCACUUCGACAGCAGUUAAAAGCCCAGCUCCUCUCUGUUCCGGAGAAGAGGAGGGUAUAUUUGUCUCCUGAUGAGGCAUCAUCUGAUGCCCUUGAGUCUCAGCACUCCGUAUGUGUCCUGGACAGCAAAGAACAGCCCUGGGCCUGUCAGAGGCAGUUCCGGAAGCCAGUGACUGAAUCAGAGCAGCCCACAGUGCUGGAGCUACUGCUAGCUGAGCUCCAAACUCUGUUCUCAGCUGUACUGCAGGAUGGCAGCCCUUCAGCUUGGCGCUACCUGCAUGCAGUACUGGGUCUGCUGCCUCCAUAUCGUGAGUUGCUAGUCGGUCAUCUUGAUUUGCUACCCUUCCUGGAGAAGCUGUACUGCUGGGCACCUUGGGUCCAAUCCCAGCUCCAGCUGGACCUGCUAGAUGCCAUAGACCAGGCCUUUCCUCCAGACAGCUCUUUGUUAGACAGUGCCUCUCAUGCUGAUUGCCAUACCCAGAAGCACAGGUUCCAUCGUGGGCCCUCAUGCCCAGCCUGCCCUUUUGUGCAGGCCCGGUGGGGUGGGCAGCAAGUAAAGGAGGAGUUGGCCACAUGGCUGCGACCAUUGACACUGCCUGAGUUACAGCGCUGCCUGGGCAUUGUUGGAGCUGAGGUGGCCCUAGAAGAGUCCUGGUGGCUGGAUGGCCUUAGUCUCCUGCCCUUGGCACUGGCGACGGACAUCCCUGUACGGUAUGAAAGUAGUGACAAUGCAGAGGAGGAAGCUGUUGGAAGAAGAGAGACUAGGUUUCACCUUGACUAUGAAGUUCCUGGGAAGAAAGCCUUCCAAAAGAGAGACACUGGCUUCUUACCUGAGACAUCCUUCCUUGGUAGUCAGGUGGUGAAUCUUCUGAAGACAGAGAAAUACCUGAAGAAGAUCCACUUUCUCUAUCUCAAUGUAGCUCCCAACAGGUACUUUAGCCCCUACAGCCUGACAGUGGUGCCACCCAACAAGGUGAAUCCUGAGCACUACAUUUUUUCUCCCUUUGGGAUCCUGCAUAUACAUCCUGUGGAGGGCAGUGAGACGAUGACACUAGGUACCUGGCACCGCCAUUCUGUUCUCUGGGAACAGCUCCAGUUCAUUCCAUUCUUUAAGAAUUGCCUCUUACGCAAGGCCUUGACCUGUUGGAAGAAGAAUGUGAGAUUGCAGGGACUGCGUCGCCUCCAGACUUUCCUAGAGAAUCAUCUGCUCUUGGCUGUGCCCCACUUUGGAGCUGGACUGCUCCAUAUUAGCAGGCUUCUGCAGGAGCUACACUCUGUGCCCUGGCUACCGCAGGAACCAGAUAGGUGCUAUGAGCUGCUGGACCUGCAGAAGGCUCUAGCCAAGGAGAAGUACAAGGCUCUACAGCUGCUCCAUCGUUGCCUGAACCUCUGCACAUCCAUACUUCGACUGGUGAGAGAUGAUGGUUUAUUGGGAACCUUUUCGAGAAGUUGA